AUGAACCACACCAUGAUCACAGAGUUUGUCCUCCUAGGGCUUUCUGAUGAUCCCCGCCUUCAAGGUGUGAUUUUCUUCUUUUUAAUGAUCACGUAUAUUUUAAGUGUCGCUGGAAACCUGACCAUCAUCACCCUCACCUUGCUGGAUUCCCAUCUUCAGACGCCUAUGUAUUUCUUCCUACGGAAUUUCUCUUUCUUAGAAAUCUCAUUUACGACUGUAUGCAUCCCUAGAUUUCUCAGGGCAAUUAUCACGAGGGAUAAGACUAUUUCCUACAACAACUGUGCAGCCCAGUUGUUUUUCUUUAUCUUCAUGGGGGUGACUGAAUUCUACCUCCUAACCGCCAUGUCCUACGACCGCUACGUGGCCAUCUGCAGGCCCCUGCACUACACCACCAGCAUGAGCAAGAGGCUGUGCGCCUGGCUGGUGGCCUGCGCCUGGGCGGGCGGCUUCCUGACGGUCUUCCCACCCAUCGUGCUUCUGUUCCAGCAGGAUUACUGCGCUUCCAACGUCAUUGACCACUUUUCGUGUGACUUUUUCCCCAUUUUACAGCUCUCUUGCUCAGAUACGUGGCUCCUCGAAGUGAUUGGAUUUUACCUUGCUUUGGUUACUCUGCUCUCCACUCUGGCGUUGGUGAUUUUGUCUUAUAUCUACAUCAUCAGAACUAUUUUGAGAUUCCCAUCUGCCAGUCAGAGAAAAAAGGCUUUCUCCACCUGCUCCUCCCACAUGAUUGUCAUUUCCAUCUCCUAUGGCAGCUGCAUCUUCAUGUAUGCUAAUCCCUCCGCAAAAGAAAAGGCCUCACUGACAAAAGGGGUGGCCAUUCUCAAUACCUCUGUCGCCCCCAUGCUGAACCCCUUCAUUUACAGCCUGAGAAACCAGCAAGUGAAACAAGCCUUCAGAGAUGUGCUCCAUAAAGUGGUACUUUCCACAAGUAAAUGA
Messenger RNA from Condylura cristata (star-nosed mole), 936 nucleotides. RefSeq names its product olfactory receptor 6C3. Gene Ontology annotation, biological process: G protein-coupled receptor signaling pathway. Gene Ontology annotation, cellular component: membrane. Lineage: Eukaryota; Metazoa; Chordata; Mammalia; Eulipotyphla; Talpidae. Gene Ontology annotation, molecular function: G protein-coupled receptor activity; olfactory receptor activity. The coding region runs from base 1 to 936 and encodes 311 amino acids. The transcript has a single exon. The record is from RefSeq and is a predicted model, not a curated record.